GAAAAAAAAGAACAGGAUAAGUAGUUUGGGAUGUAGAUGACGUCAACACUGAUCAGUUACGAGUGAUUUACGAUUUUGGUUUUGUAAUUCUUUUAACCAAAUCUGAUCACUUCCCCUUUGUUUUGUUUCUCAAUCCAAAUCACUUGGCUUCUAAUCUUAAAACUUUUCAUUUAAUCUUCUAAUGGCGGAUCAGAGCAAGAACACUCCACAGAUCUUCGAGCUUAACAAUGGCACCAUGCAGGUCAAGAUCUCAAACUACGGCACCACCAUCACCUCCUUGUCUGUUCCCGACAAGAACGGGAAAUUGGCUGAUGUAGUUCUCGGAUUCGACUCGGUGGAUCCAUAUGUGAAAGGGCUUGCACCAUACUUUGGGUGCAUAGUUGGUCGUGUGGCAAAUCGGAUCAAAGAGGGAAAAUUUAGUCUCAAUGGUGUCAACUACACUUUGCCUAUCAACAAGCCUCCCAAUAGUCUCCACGGUGGUAACAAGGGUUUUGAUAAGAAGAUAUGGGAAGUUGCAGGGCACAAGAAAGACGGUGAAAAACCUUUUAUUACUUUCAAAUAUCACAGUGCUGAUGGGGAAGAAGGUUACCCUGGUGCGGUUUCUGUCACGGCGACAUACACUCUCACGUCAGCCACGACGAUGAGACUUGACAUGGAAGCUGUUCCAGAGAACAAAGACACUCCCAUCAGCUUAGCUCAGCAUACAUAUUGGAACUUGGCGGGUCAUGACUCAGGAAACAUUCUGGACCAUAAGAUUCAGAUUUGGGGGUCUCAUAUCACGCCGGUUGACGAAUACACAGUUCCUACAGGGGAGAUAUUGCCGGUAAAGGGGACGCCUUUCGAUUUCACUGAGGAGAAACGGAUAGGCGAGUCUAUUGGAGAGGUUGGUAUUGGAUAUGAUCACAACUACGUGUUGGACUGUCCUGAUCAAGAGAAGGACGGGCUGAAACACGCCGCGAAGCUCAGCAAUGGUGCUAGCUCAAGGGUACUGAACUUGUGGACCAAUGUGCCGGGAAUGCAGUUUUAUACCGGGAACUAUGUGAAUGGAGUGGUUGGGAAAGGGAAUGCGGUUUACGGGAAACAUGCGGGUGUGUGCCUUGAGACACAGGGAUUCCCGAACGCGAUUAACCAGUCGAAUUUCCCGUCUGUUGUGGUUAAAGCUGGUGAGAAGUACCAGCACACAAUGCUGUUUGAGUUUUCAGCUUGAGUGAAGGGGUUGGUAUUUAGAUGGACGUUUAGGUGUUAAAUGAUGGGAAUAAAGGGCCGGUUCAUUUUGAUUCAUUGAGAGUGAUUUUAAUUUCAUCUUUUGAUCGUUGUCGUGGAGAAUAAUAAUUAAACCAAAUUGUUGACAUUGAUUAAAGUUACUUUAUUUUUUCAUAUCUUCUAAACA
This is a messenger RNA of Arabidopsis lyrata subsp. lyrata, 1390 nucleotides long. Its product is annotated as aldose 1-epimerase. Gene Ontology annotation, biological process: beta-D-galactose catabolic process via UDP-galactose, Leloir pathway; glucose metabolic process. Gene Ontology annotation, molecular function: aldose 1-epimerase activity; carbohydrate binding. The coding region runs from base 182 to 1207 and encodes 341 amino acids. The record is from RefSeq and is a predicted model, not a curated record. Lineage: Eukaryota; Viridiplantae; Streptophyta; Magnoliopsida; Brassicales; Brassicaceae. The transcript is spliced from 5 exons.